Molecule: messenger RNA, 1516 nt
Organism: Acinonyx jubatus (cheetah)
Lineage: Eukaryota; Metazoa; Chordata; Mammalia; Carnivora; Felidae
Gene: ONECUT3
Product: one cut homeobox 3
Exons: 2
Coding region: 1-1494 (497 amino acids)
Biological process (GO): regulation of transcription by RNA polymerase II
Cellular component (GO): nucleus
Molecular function (GO): RNA polymerase II cis-regulatory region sequence-specific DNA binding; DNA-binding transcription factor activity, RNA polymerase II-specific
Source: RefSeq, a predicted model, not a curated record
AUGGAGCUGAGCCUGGAGAGCCUGGGGGGCCUGCACGGCGUGACCCACGCGCAGGCGGGCGAGCUGCUGAGCCCGGGCCACGCGCGCUCGGCGGCGGCGCAGCACCGCGGCCUGGUGGCGCCCGGGCGCCCGGGCCUGGUGGCCGGCAUGGCGAGCCUGCUGGACGGCGGCGGCGGCGGCGGGGGAGCCGGGGGUGCGGGCGGCACGGGCGGCGCGAGCGGCGGCGCCGACUUCCGCGGGGAGCUGGCGGGCCCGCUCCACCCGGCCAUGGGCAUGGCCUGUGAGGCGCCCGGCCUGGGCGGUACCUACACGACGCUCACGCCCCUGCAGCACCUGCCGCCGCUCGCCGCCGUGGCCGACAAGUUCCACCAGCACGCGGCGGCCGCGGCGGUGGCCGGGGCGCACGGCGGCCACCCCCACGCGCACCCGCACCCGGCGGCCGCGCCGCCCCCGCCGCCCCCGCCGCAGCGCCUGGCGGCCAGCGUGAGCGGCAGCUUCACCCUCAUGCGCGACGAACGCGCGGCGCUCGCCUCCGUGGGCCACCUCUACGGGCCCUACGGCAAGGAGCUGCCCGCCAUGGGGUCGCCGCUGUCGCCUCUGCCCAACGCGCUGCCGCCCGCGCUGCACGGCGCCCCGCAGCCCCCGCCGCCGCCGCCGCCGCCGCCGCCGCUGGCCGCCUACGGCGCGCCGGGCCACCUGGCCGGGGACAAGCUGCUGCCGCCCGCCGCCUUCGAACCGCACGCUGCGCUGCUGGGGCGCGCCGAGGACGCGCUGGCUCGCGGGCUGCCCGGAGGCGGCGGCGGCGGCGGCGGCGGCGGGGGCGGCGGCGCGGGCGGCGGGGGCACCGCGGGGCUGCUGGCGCCGCUGGGCGGGCUGGCGGCCGCCGGGGCGCACGGGUCCCACGCAGGCGGCGGCGGCCCGGGCGCGGGCGGCGGCGGCGGCCCCGGGGCGGGCGCGGCGGCGGAGGAGAUCAACACCAAGGAGGUGGCGCAGCGCAUCACCGCCGAGCUGAAGCGCUACAGCAUCCCGCAGGCCAUCUUCGCGCAGCGCAUCCUGUGCCGCUCGCAGGGCACGCUCUCCGACCUGCUGCGCAACCCCAAGCCGUGGAGCAAGCUGAAGUCGGGCCGCGAGACCUUCCGCAGGAUGUGGAAGUGGCUGCAGGAGCCCGAGUUCCAGCGCAUGUCGGCGCUGCGCCUGGCAGCGUGCAAACGCAAGGAGCAGGAGCAGCAGAAGGAGCGCGCGCUGCAGCCCAAGAAGCAGCGGCUGGUGUUCACCGACCUGCAGCGGCGCACGCUCAUCGCCAUCUUCAAGGAGAACAAGCGGCCGUCCAAGGAGAUGCAGGUCACCAUCUCGCAGCAGCUCGGCCUGGAGCUCAACACCGUCAGCAACUUCUUCAUGAACGCGCGGCGCCGCUGCAUGAACCGCUGGGCCGAGGAGCCGGGCGCCGCCUCCGCGGGCCCCGCCGGCGCCGCCGCCACCUUCUCCAAGGCCUGAGCCCCGGCGGGGGGGAGGGGCG